CUCAGUUUGAUCGCAGCCUCAAACAGGAAAUCCUGAGGUUUCACUGAUCAGGCUUUUGCUUUCAGGAAGUAAAACUAACUUUGAAAAUCCUUUGAGGAGACACCAUUGUAUUCUUCUAAAUCCUGCUGCAGAUUUAACAGUUUUCUCCACAAAACACUGUUCAGAACCGCAAGAAUAAAAUGACUACAAGUACAAAGGAUCUCAUCCUUAAAGAGCUAGAAGAAUUACUUCAAGAAGAGUACAGACGAUUUACAUGGAAACUGAGAGAUAUGGGACUGAAAGAAGGAUAUAAACACAUUCCUAAAAGCCAGUUGGAAAAUGCAGAAAGAAUUGAUGUUGUGGACAAGAUGAUUGAUUUCUAUGGUGAUGAUUAUGCUGUGGAGGUCACAGCUGAAACCCUGGUUGCCAUCAACAAGCUUGAUCUUGCUGACAGACUGAAGAGAGACGUACAAAAGUUCACAGAAACUGCAGGUAAAAAUCCACAGACCUUGUCUGCUGACACUCCAGAAACCAGAAGCAGACUCCCAGUUGCCUUACAAAGGCUGAAAGAUGACCACAAAUCCUUCCUAAAAAGAAAGUUUGAAUGUGUAUCCGAAUGUAUUGCUAAACCUGGGGAGCAAUCUCUACUCAAUGAAGUGUUUACCAAAGUACACAUGACAGAGGGUGAAUAUGGAGAGUUGAACUACAAGCAUGAGGUGAGAGAGAUUGAGGUAGCAUCCAAGAAAGGAAGAUCACAGGUUCAACCCAUCAAUUGCAAUAACAUUUUCAUACCAAGUGAGAAAAGUCCCAGAAUAAGGACUGUACUAACCAAGGGGAUCGCUGGCAUUGGAAAAUCCUUCUCGGUUCAAAAGUUCAUUCUUGACUGGGCAGCUGGAAAUGACAGCAGUGGAUUUGAUUUUAUAUACAUUUUUCCAUUCCGUGAACUCAAUUUAAUAAAGAAAGAAAUCAGUCUGGUGGAACUUGUUCAAUUGUAUUAUCCACACCUGAAAGAGUGGGAGGAUGUUUCAUCAGUGGAUUCAAAAGUCCUAUUCAUCUUUGAUGGGCUGGAUGAAAGUAGAUUUGAGCUAGAUUUUGCAAGCUGUAUGAAGUUGAGUGAUACGAAAACAGCAACUGCCUUGGAUGUUUUGCUGAUCAAUCUUAUAAAGGGAGAUCUGCUUCUCUCUGCGUCUCUUUGGAUAACCUCCAGACCUGCAGCAACAAGUUACAUUCCUUCUGAACAGAUCAGCAGGGUGACUGAGAUUCAAGGCUUUGAAGAUCAGCAGAAGGAAGAAUACUUCAGGAAGAGAUUCAAAGAUCAAACUCUGACAGAAAAGAUCAUCUCACACAUGAGAACAUUGAGGAGCCUUCAUGUGAUGUGCUAUGUCCCGGCUUUCUGCUGGAUUAUAGCCACUGUUCUGGGACACACAUUGGGUGAGAAUGGCAAUGAGAACAUACCCAGAACCCUGACAGAAGUGUAUACACACUUCCUGCUUGUUCUGCUGACUUUGCAGAAUAAGAAACAUGAAAAUAGAGAAGAACUACUAAAGCAAAAUCAGGAAGCCAUUCUCAAUUUGGGGAAGUUGGCCUUUCUUAACCUAGAAAGAAACAAGCUGAUCUUUUAUGAACAUGACCUAAGAGAAUGUGGCAUUGAUAUAAGACAGUCAUCAGUUUACUCUGGGGUUUGCAGAGAGAUAUUCAAGGAAGAUCCAACCUUUCUUAAAGAAACUGUAUAUUCCUUUAUACACCUGACAGUGCAGGAAUAUUUUGCAGCUUUGUAUGUUUGUACAUCAUUUCAAAACAAAAGUUUACUGAAAAAACUGCUCUUUGCUCUUCGUAGACACCGUUUAUGUGAUGUGUAUAACAAUGCAUUGAGCAAAGCUAGUAAGAGCAGAAAUGGUCACCUUGAUCUUUUUCUCAGGUUCCUCUUGGGUCUCGGGAUGGAAAACAACCAAACACUGUUGAAAGGCCUUUUGUUAAAAACAGAAGACAAUUUAACGGACAUCCAAAAAACAACAAAGUACAUUAAACAGCUGAUUAAGAUGAAUACCUCUCCAGAAAGAAGUCUCAAUCUCUUUCAUUGUUUAAGUGAACUGAAUGACAAUUCUCUUGUUGAGGAGAUCAAGGUGUCCCUGACCUCAGGAAAUCUUUCGAGACAGAAACUUUCAUCAUCAGAUUACUCAGCACUUGCCUAUGUGUUACUAAUGUCAGAAGAUGAAUUGGAUACAUUGGACUUGAGCCGUCAUUUACUGGGAGAUGAGGCUCUGCUGAGACUGAUGCCAGCUGCAAGAUUACAUAAAAGACUGAUGCUGGAGGGGUGUCGUCUCACAGGGGAUUGCUGUGAGGGCCUGGCCUCUGCUCUCUGUACAAACCAGUCAACCUUGAGAGAGCUGCAGCUGAGAGGGAAUAACCUGGGGAAAUCGGGAAUGAAGCUGACUGCUGCACUGAAGCAUCCAAACUGUAAAUUAGAGAAACUGGGGCUGGAGCUGUGUGAUCUCACAGGGGAUUGCUGUGAGGACCUGGCCUCUGCUCUCUGUAAAAACCAGUCAACCCUGAGAGAGCUGCAGCUGGGAUGGAAUAACUUGGGGGAAUCGGGAACGAAGCUGACUGCUGCACUGAAGCAUCCAAACUGUAAAUUAGCGAAACUGUGGCUGGAGUGGUGUGAUCUCACAGGGGAUUGCUGUGAGGACCUGGCCUCUGCUCUCUGUACAAACCAGUCAACCCUGAGAGAGCUGCAGCUGAGGGGGAAUAAGCUGGGCGAAUCGGGAAUGAAGCUGACUGCUGCACUGAAGCAUCCAGACUGUAAAUUGGAGAAACUGGGGCUGGGGCAGUGUGGUCUCACAGGGGAUUGCUGUGAGGACCUGGCCUCUGUUCUCUGUACAAACCAGUCAACCCUGAGAGAGCUGCAGCUGGGAGGGAAUAACCUGAGGAAAUCGGGCAUGAAGCUGACUGCUGCACUGAAGCAUCCAAAUUGUAAAUUAGAGAAACUGGGGCUGGGGGGGUGUCAUCUCACAGGGGAUUACUGUGGUGACCUGGCCUCUGCUCUCUGUACAAACCAGUCAACCCUGAGAGAGCUGGACCUGAGGGGGAAUAACCUGGGGAAAUCGGGAAUGAAGCUGACUGCUGCACUGAAGCAUCCAAACUGUAAAUUAGAGAAACUGGGGUUGGAGUGGUGUGGUAUCACGGGGGAUUGCUGUGGGGACCUGGCCUCUGCUCUCUGUACAAACCAGUCAACCCUGAGAGAACUGCAGCUGGGAUGGAAUAAGCUGGGGGAAUUGGGAAUGAAGCUGACUGCUGCACUGAAGCAUCCAAACUGUAAAUUAGAGAAACUGGGGCUGAAGCGGUGUGAUCUCAAAAGGGAUUGCUGUGAGGACCUGGCCUCUGCUCUCUGUACAAAUCAGUCAACCCUGAGAGAACUGGAGCUGAGAGGGAAUAACCUGGGGGAAUCGGGAAUGAAGCUGACUGCUGCACUGAAGCAUCCGAACUGUAAAUUAGAGAAACUGGGGCUGGGGCAGUGUGAUCUCACAGGGGAUUGCUGUGAGGACCUGGCCUCUGCUCUCUGUACAAACCAGUCAACCCUGAGAGAACUGCAGCUGAGAGAAAAUAAGCUGGGGGAAUCGGCAAUGAAGCUGACUGCUGCACUGAAGCAUCCAAACUGUAAAUUAGAGAAACUGGGGCUGGAGGGGUGUGAUCUCACAGGGGAUUGCUGUGGUGACCUGGCCUCUGCUCUCUGUACAAACCAGUCAACCCUGAGAGAACUGCAGCUGAGAGGGAAUAAGCUGGGGAAAUCGGGAAUGAAGCUGACUGCUGCACUGAAUCAUCCAAACUGUAAAUUAGAGAAACUGGGGCUGUAUGGUAAUCAGUUCAGUGAGGAGGGGAAGAGGAGACUGAAGUCCCUGCAAGAGGAGCUGAGGAGAUCAGGGCGUGACAUGACUGUGGAGGUGUAAACAGUCCAGUCAGGAGGGAAACAGGAGCUGCAGAGAUCUACAGACUGGAUACAGCAUCUCCACACUGUGAGGGAAUAAGAGACACAGAGACUGGAUACAGCAUCUCCACACUGUGAGGGAAUAAGAGACACAGAGACUGGAUACAGCAUCUCCACACUGUGAGGGAAUAAGAGACACAGAGACUGGAUACAGCAUCUCCACACUGUGAGGGAAUAAGAGACACAGAGACUGGAUACAGCAUCUCCACACUGUGAGGGAAUAAGAGACACAGAGACUGAAUACAGCAUCUCCACACUGUGAGGGAAUAAGAGACACAGAGACUGAAUACAGCAUCUCCACACUGUGAGGGAAUAAGAGACACAGAGACUGGAUACAGCAUCUCCACACUAUGAGGGAAUAAGAGACACAGAGACUGAAUACAGCAUCUCCACACUGUGAGGGAAUAAGAGACACAGAGACUGGAUACAGCAUCUCCACACUGUGAGGGAAUAAGAGACACAGAGACUGGAUACAGCAGUAUACAGCGCAAUUGUGACAGGGAGGCCAUCCCUCCCAUUUAACAUAUCUGUCUGUAUUCUGUUGCUCAUCUAGUAGGACACUUGAAAACUCUGCGUAUCUGUGGCAGGGUGUAACCCUUCCCGGGAUAUUGAAAACUCUGCGUAUCUGUGGCAGGGUGUAACCCUUCCCGGGAUAUUGAAAACUCUGCGUAUCUGUGGCAGGGUGUAACCCUUCCCAGGGAAAUACACCAUAGCGUGUUUAUUUACAAAAAUAACAGUGGCACGAGGACCAAAACAAACAUACAUAUUUCAAACAAAUCACGUCUGGACCUCGUCCAGCACGAGUAGCAAUUGUUAUCUGUUUUUCUGAGCUUUCGCUUGCUCCUUCUCUGUUCUUUCACUCCCCUCUCUGAGCGGCUGCUUCGCUCUUUUAUAUUUAUGGUCAUCUCCACAUUGGUAACCACUUAAUCAAUUUGGAGAUGUGCACAUUACACACGAGUCUAGAAGGAUGGGGAAUUUAACCCCAUCCAUGCUGCAAAACAACAAUUAUUAUUAUUAAAAUAAACACAGACAAUCUCCCAGGAAGGGUUCCACCCUGCCACAGUAUCCGUAACAAAGCACAUUCCACUCGCCCAUGUAAACAUAGAUUUCAUGACAGUGGACCUCAUACCCCUCCACUUUGCUGGUGGUGAUAUAAUAGUCAUGCGUCUGUCUCAUGGGUAUCUUGUGUUUGAAGCACUGCCCUUCUCCACGUUACUAUGAAUGCAAGUGCAGACCAAACAACUUUCCCCAUAUCCACAAUAUCUGUUCCCAAAGUAACAAACACCAUAUCAUGAUCUGAAAACCAACUAAGCAAAAUCAGCCCAACUGCCCUCCUCCCCUUCAAAAGACUGUGUUAUGCCAUGGAAUCUGCAAUUCUACACAACAGACUGUUAUUCUAGUACAUUGUAAAGAUUCAUAUGACUGCACUGUUGGGAGUCCACCUGUCAUGCAUCUUUCCCUUAUGAAGCUCAUAGGGUUUUUUGUUUUUCCUCUCCUGAGUGCAGGCCACACUUGGACCAAGACAGAAUGAACAAGCUCUUUGUUUAUUGAUGCUAUUUUUCUUUUUUUUGUUAAAGCUUUAUCCUGUAAGCGCUUGUGGCAAUGUAUUGUGAAAGGCGCUAUAUCAAAUAAAGAUUGAUUGAUUGCUUGAUGUACCUAUGUCUCACGAUCAACCACACAUAUCCACUUCCUCUCAUGUUGCACUGCAUGCAGAUCCCCACCCCCUACCCACCAACCUGACAGCACAUCAAACAUGUGGAUGCCCAUGGCAGUUGAAUUUGGUCGCCUGGAGUCGCCGCCAGGGAAUACCGCCUUCCUGCUACUGGCCCAAGUUGCCACUGGUGGGCAAGAGGAAGCCUCUGUUCCCACCCCAGGACUUUGAAAGGGACUUUUGGAGUUUUAAGGGAGAGGAGGACAUUGGGCCAUGUGUACUGCGCACAAGAAUGUGAUGGGGUGCCCACCCCUUGUGUAUAUUUAUAUAUUAUUUUGUAUUAUUGUUUUUAUUAUUAAUAUAAUAUUGUGUUAGUGUGCGGGCGGACGAAACCGUACAUUAUUAUUAUUAUGUGGCCGACGAAAAGCCGGCAUUAUUGUUAUUAUUUGGCAAGGAUAUGGUUACUUCCCCAUCCUUAAAUAAUCCUGUGAGAAUGUGGCUGAAGCCUUAAUAAGGUAGUUGUUUGAUCAAUGGGUAGUUAAGGCUCCAGCCAUAGGAUAUAAGAGACCGCCUCAGCUCAAGAGAGGAGUGAAAACAAAGAGACAAUUGCUACCGGUGUUAGUAUUGCAGAAGGUACUCGUUUUUGGGUAAGAGAGUUAUUAUUUGUUUGUUUUGUUUUGGCCCACGUGCCCUUUUCUUUGCUGCUUUUGUAACUGUGUUUUUGUUAUUUAAUAAAUACAUGGCUGUGGCCGUUUUAGCCCUGUG
Molecule: messenger RNA, 6377 nt
Organism: Acipenser ruthenus (sterlet)
Lineage: Eukaryota; Metazoa; Chordata; Actinopteri; Acipenseriformes; Acipenseridae
Product: NACHT, LRR and PYD domains-containing protein 3-like
Exons: 15
Coding region: 180-3923 (1247 amino acids)
Molecular function (GO): protein binding
Source: RefSeq, a predicted model, not a curated record